ACCAGUACAUUCUUAUACAACAAUCCUUCCUCAGUCUCUGAAGAUCCUUUUCUCCAACUCUCAUGGGUUCUCUUCAGAUUUUCCUUUCUGCAGCAGCAUUACUAGUUCUGGUUUUGGCAGCCAUUGAUGGAGCUCAAGCAGAUACCAUGGUCAGUGGCACAGUCUUCUGUGACCAAUGCAAAGAUGGUGAAAGGUCCCUCUUUGAUUAUCCAGUAUAUGGAAUUAAAGUACAAGUGGCAUGUAGUGACAGUAAUGGCCAAGUGACAAUGUCAAGGGAGGAGACUACCAAUUGGUUUGGAAACUAUGCUGUGAAAUUUGAUGGGACACCAGAUUUGAGUGGCUGUUAUGCCAAGGUUUCAAGCUUAGGGCAAGGCUCAUGUGGGAUUCCUGCUGGUCCUGCUCAAAGUCUCAAACUUGUGUUUAGGAUGUUUGACAUGGAAAUGUAUGCUGUGGACUCUUUGCUCACUCAGCCUGCUCAGCCUAUGUCAUUUUGUCCAAAGUCAUCUAAUCCUGUGCCUGCUCCUGUAACACCGGCACCGCCUAGACAAGUAGCACCGGAUCCGCCUAGACAGGUAGCACCGGUUCCUCCUAGACAAGUAACACCGGCACCGCCUAGACAAGUAACGCCAGCCAGUCCUCCACCUUACAGGCUUCCCCCAAUAGCUCCAUUGCCGCCUAUGCCUCACUUGCCACCACUUCCACCAAUGCCUCACCUGCCACCACUGCCACCGCUACCCCCAAUGCCACCAGUGCCCUUCCUGGAAGCCACAGCUUGCCCACAUCAGAGUUGGACAAUGCCAGAGUACAAGUGCUAUUGGAGGGCAGUGAGUCCAGACACAGAGGUAGCUGUUAUUUUCGGAAUGCCUGCAGCACAAAGAUAUGGGACUGACCUAACAUUGUGGCAAGGCCUACAGGGAAGAGGAGACCCUUACAGGACUCUUCUGAGGGAAGGCAUCACUGCAUUUCUCAACUCCUAUAACAGUCUUCAAUAUACUUACAAUACCAUUGAAGUUGUGCAGCAAUUGAAUUCGGGGUUGAUGGGUUCAAAGAGGAACGUCCUCUAUACAGCCUUGAGGUUCAUCAGGGCUAACUCGGGCCAUGGCAAAGUCCCUUGCAAAUUUACUGCUUGCAAGUGAUCUUAUAUGAGU
Messenger RNA from Fragaria vesca subsp. vesca, 1148 nucleotides. RefSeq lists its product as uncharacterized. The record is from RefSeq and is a predicted model, not a curated record. The transcript is spliced from 3 exons. Lineage: Eukaryota; Viridiplantae; Streptophyta; Magnoliopsida; Rosales; Rosaceae. Bases 63 to 1136 code for a protein of 357 amino acids.